GCUGCAUUUCUUUUAAAAAAAAAAAAGAGGUUAAAAUGUCUGAUAAAAAGUUGGUGCGUAAUGCGUUAGCCGUUAGCCUCAUGUGGAGGAUUGUGGAGCAUAAUAUUGUAUAUUUUCACUACGUGGAUUGGUUACUCAAUGCAAAAUUUGUGGACAAUAGAUGGCCAAGAUUACAUGUUGUCAGUUGCAAUUCAAUUUUAUGGAUAAAAAUAAAGCCUAAUUAAUCAUCGACGGUCGACCCACCCAUCAUAAUUGUCACGUUCAUAAAGCAUCAAGCAUAUAUCAUAGUAAACCAAUCAAAUUUUAAUUACCAAAUUUUAAUUUUUUUUACGAACAAAUUCAACCAAAAAUUAUGGCAGAAACAAAGGAUUUGAAGUUGCAUGGAAUGUGGGCAAGUCCUUGGGUUAGAAGGGUAACAAUUGCCCUUAAAAUUAAGGGUAUAUCCUAUGAAUACUUUGAGGAAGACUUGAAAAAUAAGUCUCAAUUGCUCCUCAAGUAUAAUCCAGUUAAGAAGUUGGUUCCAGUGCUUGUUCAUCAAGGGAGACCUAUUCCUGAAUCACUGGUUAUUCUUGAAUAUAUUGAUGAAACUUGGACAACUUCACCAAAACUCUUCCCUUUUGAUCCUUAUCAACGAGCUAAAGUUCGGUUUUGGGCUAGUUUUAUCGAUCUUCAGAUAUUUGAGAAACUUCGGGAUGUUGUCAAAGCCCCUAGCGAUGAUGAAGAGGAUAAAAUCAUCAAAGAAAUCCAAGAUAAUAUGAACAAAUUGGAAGCAAAUGUAAAGGAUUUACAUUCAGGAGGUACACAUGUUAGUGGUGAAAGUAUGGAAAUCCUAGACGUUUUGAUGAUCACUUUGUUGCCAAUAAUAAAUGGUGUUGAAGAAGCUAUUUCUAUCAAAUUCAUACACCCUGAAAAAUUUCCCUUGGCUUUUUCAUGGAUGAAAUCCGGUGAUGGACUACCAAUUGUUCAAGAAUCUGCUCCAAAUCAUGAAAAUCUGGUCAAGUUUCUAAGAAAACUUAGACAACUAUUUAGAAGAGUGUAAUUUUCUCCAACUUUUUGACAUCAAUUUUAUGCUCUACUUUAUCUUUAUGAUCAAUGAAAGAAUUUUGACUAGAUGUUCGUUGAUUACAUACUAUGUAUUAAUAAAAUUGUUGUUGUAUAUAUGUAACAGUUUGUCACGUCUCUAAGAAAAAUUAUGUCUAGUUUGGUAAUUGAAGAAGAAAAGAACAAGAAUGUCAAGGUGAAUUUGAACAUUUUAGGAGAAAACAGGAAGGUUUAUUAUUUUUCCAUGUAACUCACCUUCCUGUAGUGAAUAUAUGGAGCGAUUGCUAUCAAGGAUCAAUGGCACCUAUUUGUGACCUUGCAAUGGUAAAAGGCACCACCC
Messenger RNA from Chenopodium quinoa (quinoa), 1381 nucleotides. Its product is annotated as glutathione S-transferase U9-like. Gene Ontology annotation, molecular function: glutathione transferase activity. The transcript is spliced from 2 exons. The record is from RefSeq and is a predicted model, not a curated record. The coding region runs from base 353 to 1039 and encodes 228 amino acids. Gene Ontology annotation, biological process: glutathione metabolic process. Gene Ontology annotation, cellular component: cytoplasm. NCBI's taxonomy places the organism in Eukaryota, Viridiplantae, Streptophyta, Magnoliopsida, Caryophyllales, Amaranthaceae.